Ostrea edulis (European flat oyster) is the source of this 1771-nucleotide messenger RNA. RefSeq names its product ladderlectin-like. The coding region runs from base 71 to 844 and encodes 257 amino acids. The record is from RefSeq and is a predicted model, not a curated record. The transcript has 5 exons. NCBI's taxonomy places the organism in Eukaryota, Metazoa, Mollusca, Bivalvia, Ostreida, Ostreidae.
GGGGAAUUUCCUGCAAAAUCGAAAGCAGCAAAUAAUAAUUGCUCGGUGUUUGUCGUCAAGGGGCAAAAAAAUGCCAGCGGAUCAGAGUUUGGGCCGGGAGGUGCUGAUGCUUGUGGUAGGGGUAGCUAUUGUGAUCGUCCCAUACUGGUACGAUAGACGCUUGCAAGGAGUGAAUGAGAAGAUGCAGAAAAUUCUUGCACAGACCGAAAAAACAAACAAGGAUACUCUUCAGGUCGUGAGGUCUGAAUGUGAUACCAAGUAUGAAAGACUGAAGUUUUUCUAUGAUGAUUACAUCAAACGUUUGCAUGAUGAACAGGUUCAUCGAGUUCAGAGGCUGGAAAAUUCUUACGAGAAUGUGAUAUACCACUUGGAAGAAGCAUAUAAAACUAAAGUACCACGAAAAGGGGGGAAAAUUGACGUUUCAGCAACCACAGGAAACACAUCGUGUCCAGACGGUUGGGUCGCUUUUGGUCCUUCCUGUUACAUAGUUAUCCACACAGUCGCCACUAUGCCGUCAGCAAUGCAUCACUGUCACAGUCUGAAUUCAAAAUUAGCGGAACUUGAGACCGAACAGGAGAGAAACUUCAUCGUUCAACAUAUAAAAGACCUCAGAAUGUCAGAGUCUACGUGGAUAGGAGGAUCAGACGCCGUCAUUGAGGGACAGUGGUACUGGAUGACGUCACAAGUGACGUUUGCAUUCACAGACUGGGUGGAGGGGGAACCAAACAAUGACAGAGGUGGCGAGGAUUGUGUUCACAUUAACCCCGGGUCAGGGUAUCACUGGAAUGAUGCCUCCUGUACAAUAGCCUACAAAUUCAUCUGUGAGAAACAGAAGGAAGUUUAAAAGACAACCGUCAACUGGUGGGCGGAAAGUGUUCUUAUGGAGCGGCUUAUACAGUCGAAUUUUGUUUGCUGUGUUAUCUGCUGCGUUCGUCUACAUACUUUCAUUUUUGAUAUUAUAACCAUGAUGAGACAACAAAAGCCACCAGAUGUUCGACAUCAGAAUACUUUUUAAUUCGUCAUCUAAAGAACACAUGUACUGCAUUCACAACAUCUCGGAUCAGAGGCCACAAAAAGACUGGAUGAGACGGGAGCAUUCGGGGAAUAUUGGAAUUUUUUUUUAAAAAACAUCGUUUUCUGAAUAAAACCGAUUACAAUUUGUGAUCUGGAUCAAUUUAAAGAUUUUUUUCAGAGCAGGACUAAAAUAUGACUAUUCGGUUUAAGAUUGGAAAUUAUUAGUAUAAAAAGUCGUGUGAUCUUCAGGAAUUUGAAGGAAUCUCUUUAGUUGUAGAUUCCAAAGAACCACUGAAAUUGUUGGCCUUUUGGCCCCAUGAGGAAAACUCGUCAAAUGAAAAAGAGCCAUUGAAAUAAUACACAUGUUAAGUGAGAUUCUGCCAAAAAAAUAAAUCGCCAAGCUUUCAACUACUUUUUGAGAGACAAAAUUGCCAAUAUUUAUCUUUGUAAAAUGUUGUCGAGUUAAAUUGCUGAAAUCUACCGAAGAAUUGUAUUGUAAUUACUGCAUGUGAUGUGAAAGUAUUGUCCUUUCUGACAUGUUACUUAUUUUUCAAGUAAACUCUGCAACAUAACUAAUGUGACUGCACUGUAAUUGCUUUAUGUGAUGGGAAAGUAUGCUAAAAUUGCAUUAUGCUGUAAUUACUAUAUAUGAUGUGAAGUGUGUUGUGGUUGUAAGGAACUGUAAUUAAUGUAUGCAAUGUGAGAGUAUAAAACAUCAUCAUAAUAAUAUACAUGUAAUAAAGAAUGUACUAUUUUG